UCUAUCUAAGUUCGUAGGCGUCCUCUGUACCACCGUGGACAACGAUUACAGAGUGCGACCUGGGUAUGAUGGUUAAAGUUGUCGCCUCCACUGAAGCGAGCAACUGGUUGGACCACCCGCGAGCUAUCGAGGCAGUUAUCGGUAUUGGCAUCAGCUUGUGCGCCUUUUCCUUUAUCGUUGGGCGCAUGUACCCGAGAAGCCGAGGCGGGAAGACCGGCAGUCGACGCGGCAAGUGGUCUAACUGCGGCCGGUACUGGAUAGAGGGAGCGAAUAAUAAUCUAUAUGUGCAACACCAAGCUGGAACAAGCAUACCAUAUUCGGCGAUUCCGGCCCCGAUCUCGAACCCGGCUCCUCCAGGCGUUCCAUAUUACGCUGGAGGAACGGUUCACCCACCACCGGGUGUGCAAGUACCAUCUAUGCCAUCUGCCCCGGCAGCAACACCUGUUCAGUACCAUCCUGCACUCAACCAGUGGAACUCGCAACCAUGGGGUACACCUCAUCAGCAGUCCGUGGCAUGUCAAGGGAAUGCACCUUGGAUUGGGAAUCCACCCCAGUUCGUAGUGGCUGCGCAAGCACCGGUUCAAACGCCUGUUCCAAUGACACUGCCACAACAGCCCCCUGCUGCACACUUGAAUCCUCAAGGGUUCCAUGGCGGGCAUGGCGGUAGCUCCGCAUCAAGUGGAGGAGGUAAAGGCCCGACGGCUAAUAAUUUCCCUGGACCAGGAAAUCGGGCCUACUUUACCAAGGAAUACAUGGAGAUUUUGGAGAACAUCAAGUUUAGUAAGGCCAUUGAAGAAGCGAGGAAGAAGGUUGGAGUGCCACGGAUCAGCGUUGCGAAGCGGAGCAGUUCCCGGGCUUCGGAGUCCCAAGAUGAAGGGAACAGAGAUGACGCACGCUCAUCAGAGAAGAACGAGGACAUGAAAGCUUGGGUUACCACUACACUUGGUGAAUCACUGAAGCUCAUAAAUGCGAAAUUGGAGGCAGUGGACAAGAAAUCGAAAUUGGAUACGGCGGAGCGUGAUGAGUUGGAACGCCUCCGGAAGGAGGUACAAGGAGGUAAGGACAACAAGGAGCUCUCUAGUAGUGAGAAACGGAAGUGGGGUGUUGUUCACACCCCAGGGGAGAACUCCCCAUCCGCCGCUCGUGCAAAACCAAGGUCCAAAGGCUGCGCGAAGACCAAGCCGAAGCGCAUCGAACUCUCCGAUGACGAAGGUCCUUCUGGUACCAAACAGAAUCUGCAAGCUAAGUUGGAAAGCACAAGCAGUGAGUUGUCUGAUAUAAAACGAAUGCUCGCGUCGCUGAUGAGUGGCCUGCAAGAUCCGAAAGGGAAGGCUAAAGUCGUUCACCCCGGGACUACUAACGAAUGCCCGGUUGGUAUGGGCCCUGGCGCGACCAAAGUCGUACAGAACGCCCAAGCGGAGGGUGAUGACAAAGACCCCGAUGAUGACGGGUUUGCAGCGUACAUGAAGGUGCGAGCCGAGUUCUACGGCUCUCUUCACUACACACGUGUGCAGGAGCUGUGUAAAGAACGUGAAGUCGAGUACUUCAAGAAGGACGUUGCUGUGUGGGAGCUCGCUCAACAAGACCUGCAGGAUUACGCCGACUCAUUGAAAGAGGAUCGGGGUGAGAAAUCACGCCGGAAGGAGACUUCAGCUGAAUCAGACCACGACGACGUCGAGGAAGAUCGUGACACUGUAAAGGAAAACUAAGCUUGGGUAGUAUCAGAUCUAUUAGGCGGGCAGAUUAGCAACGCGAAAAA
Chara braunii is the source of this 1759-nucleotide messenger RNA. The record is from the annotation of a GenBank genome assembly. Lineage: Eukaryota; Viridiplantae; Streptophyta; Charophyceae; Charales; Characeae.